Oppia nitens is the source of this 711-nucleotide messenger RNA. It is a transcript of the gene RpL12, whose product is annotated as 60S ribosomal protein L12-like. NCBI's taxonomy places the organism in Eukaryota, Metazoa, Arthropoda, Arachnida, Sarcoptiformes, Oppiidae. The record is from RefSeq and is a predicted model, not a curated record. The coding region runs from base 161 to 658 and encodes 165 amino acids. The transcript has 3 exons. Gene Ontology annotation, biological process: translation. Gene Ontology annotation, cellular component: cytosolic large ribosomal subunit; ribosome. Gene Ontology annotation, molecular function: structural constituent of ribosome; large ribosomal subunit rRNA binding.
AAUAACUGAUUAUUUCUUCCUUUUCCUGAAUCCUAUCAAUCCUUAGACACAAAACGUGUGACUCUUGAGUACAUUUGUGGUGAAUCUUUGAUCUAAAUUAUUAUUAAUUAAUUGAUUGAUUGAUUGGUCGGGCACUAUAUAAGCUCAUCCACACCACAAAAUGCCACCAAAGUUUGAUCCGUCAGAAAUUAAAAUCGUCUACUUGAGAGCCGUCGGCGGCGAAGUGGGCGCCACUUCAUCAUUGGCUCCAAAGAUCGGUCCCUUAGGUUUGUCACCCAAAAAGGUCGGCGAUGACAUCGCUAAGGCCACCGCCGACUGGAAGGGUCUCAAAAUUACGGUAAAGUUAACAAUUCAGAACAGACAGGCGGCCAUCUCUGUCGUACCGUCGGCCGCAUCGCUACUCAUUAAGGCUCUUAAAGAGCCGCCGAGAGAUCGAAAGAAAGUAAAGCACGUGAAGCACAACGGAAACUUGACUUUCGAUGAAAUCCUCGGUAUUGCCCGUCAAAUGAGGCCAAGAAGUAUGGCCAGAAAACUUGAGGGCACUGUUAAGGAGAUCUUAGGCACAGCUUCGAGUGUCGGAUGUACUAUUGAUGGAUCACAUCCUCGAGAUAUCAUCGAAAAAAUUAAGAAUAAAGAGAUCGACGUUCCCGACGAAUGAUGUGACCAUUGAUUGACUUAAUAAUAAAAUUGAAUAAAAUUAAUGUUUUGAAC